UGACGGUUUACACAACUAUAUCACGGAAUCAGUAAACUUUUGUGAUGGUGUGUGUCGCAUCUUCAUGAAAAUUAGAUUCCGUGACGGGUUCUAAAGCAUCUUCACAAAAAAUAAUUAAUUUAUUGACGGUUUGGUCACAAAAAUAGGGCAUUGUCAUGAAGUUUUGAUUUUCUGAUAGUAACAUGCUUAUAGUAGUUCUUAAUAUUGUAAAAAAGAAUCACAUAAAUUUAUUAUGCACCUAUAUAAUAUAUAUCCAGAUGCAUAAUAAAAAUUAUCGCAUAGAAAACCAAAACAACAUUUUUUUUCGAAACAGAGGGAGUAGUACUCUAAAUUUUGGUAAUCUAUAAUUUUUUGGUAUAGGGCCCAUUAGGAGAAUUUCGUACCAGCGCCUUGAAAUCCUAGGUACGGGCCUGCAGACGAGGAGGAAGGCAUGCGGAUAUGGGGAGGCGAGGAAGAAGACGGGCGGAGGAAGACGAUGCGGAUGUGGGGCGAUGAGAUAAGGUGGGACUCAUACGGGAGGUUCUACGUGUAGAGCUAAUGCGAGAGCGUUCUGCGCGCGUGUCGCUGCCUCUUGUACAAAUGCGGGAUCUAUCGGAGCAUCAGGUAAAGCUAGCAUCACCCGCCCACACUGGUUCGCCAAUGGAGUCGUCGGCUAGCACGGUCGCUGUCUCGCCGCGGCCGCACGUCAUGCUGGUCGCCAGCCCCGGCACCGGCCACCUCAUCCCGAUGACCGAGCUCGCUCGGCGGCUCGUCGCGCACCACAGCCUCACCGCCACGCUCGUCACCUUCACCGACCAAUCGGCGCCGAACGCCCACUCCGCCGUCCUUUCGUCCCUCAGCGCCACCCAAGUCUCCGCCGUCGCUCUCCCCGCCGUCGCCCUCGACGACCUCCUCUCUGACGCCCACAUCGGGACCUCCGUGCCCAUCUCCAUCCCGCACCUCCGUGCCCUGCUCCGCGACAUCACCUCCGCCGCCCCGCUCGCCGUGCUGGUGCCGGACUUCUUCGGCUCCACGUUGCUGCCCCUCGCCGCCGAGCUCGGCGUCCCGGCCUACAUCUUCUCGCCCAGCAACCUCAGCGUGCUCGCCCUCAUGCGCAACGCUGUGGAGCUCAACGAUGGGGCUGCCACCGGCGAGUACCGUGACCUCCCGGACGUUCUCCGGCUUCCCGGGGGCGUGCUGCUGCGCCGCGAGGACUACACAGACAAUUUCAAGAACAGCAAGGAACCGAUCUACGCGCACGUCAUCGAGGAGGGCCGCCGGUACCGCGCGGCCGACGGCUUCCUGGUGAACUCCUUCCACGAGAUGGAGCCCGGCAGCGUGGAGGAGUUCAAACAGGCGGUGGAGCAAGGUACGUUCCCGCCUGUUUACCCUGUGGGGCCGCUCAUCCGUCCAUGCUCCGACGAAGAUGACGCGUCGGCGUGCUUGGACUGGCUGGAUCGCCAGCUAACGGGAUCCGUGGUGUACGUCUCCUUUGGGAGCGCCGGCGCGCUGUCCGUGGAGCAGACGGCCGAGCUCGCCGCCGGGCUGGAGGGCAGCGGGCACAGGUUCCUCUGGGUCAUGCGCAUGCCAAGCCUGGACGGAGAAAAUUCCGCCAUGAUUACAGCAGGACACGGGAUUUUCGCCACGGGUACCACCCACAGUAACGACAAGGACGACCCGCUGGCCUGGCUUCCCGAGGGGUUCUUGGAGCGGACGAGCGGCCGUGGCGGCGUGGGCGCCGCAGGUGCGGUGCUCUCCCACCCCGCGACGGCGGCGUUCCUGUCGCACUGCGGCUGGAACUCGACGCUGGAGAGCGUGGCGUCCGGCGUGCCGAUGGUCGCGUGGCCGCUGUACGCGGAGCAGAGCACGAACGCCGCGCCCGCGCUCCUGUCGGAGAACGUGGCGCUGCGGCUGCGCGCGACGCGGGCGGACGGGCUCAUCGCGCGCGAGGAGAUCGCGGCGGCCGUGCGGGAGGUGAUGGGUGGGGAGGAGAAGGGGCGCACCGUGCGCCGCCGGGCCGGGGAGCUGCAGCGGGCGUGCGUGCCCGGGGGGUCGUCCUGGCAGAUGCUGGAGGAGGUCGCCGGCAAGUGGAAGGCGGCGGCGCUUGGCAGGCAGAAGCGGUAGAAGACUUGCAAGCGCAGAGACAAGUGAUCGUCGAUGUGCAUGGAUCAUCGACUCAGUACAGUUCGGUUUGUGCUACCUGACGAUGAAAAUAAUGAAUCUGUGUGCUUUUCAUCUCCACUACGUGAUGAGCAGCUGGCAGGGUAUAGGCAUCAAUGAAUGCUCAAAACCGGGCAGCUAUAGGCAUCAAUGUACAUACAAACUAGUCCUAACGAGGGAUGGAUAUAUGUUGGAGUUGACCCAAGAUACAGGGAUGAGGCGUUCUAGUAAACAAAGAAAAUGGUACUU
This is a messenger RNA of Panicum virgatum (switchgrass), 2388 nucleotides long. Its product is annotated as hydroquinone glucosyltransferase-like. Lineage: Eukaryota; Viridiplantae; Streptophyta; Magnoliopsida; Poales; Poaceae. Gene Ontology annotation, molecular function: UDP-glycosyltransferase activity. The record is from RefSeq and is a predicted model, not a curated record. The transcript has 2 exons. The coding region runs from base 538 to 2103 and encodes 521 amino acids.